This is a messenger RNA of Ailuropoda melanoleuca (giant panda), 4702 nucleotides long. Its product is annotated as AP2-interacting clathrin-endocytosis protein. The record is from RefSeq and is a predicted model, not a curated record. NCBI's taxonomy places the organism in Eukaryota, Metazoa, Chordata, Mammalia, Carnivora, Ursidae. Bases 93 to 4310 code for a protein of 1405 amino acids. The transcript is spliced from 9 exons.
CUUAGAAAGUUAUAUUAUGAAUAGUAAUCUAACUUUUUUUCCCGAUUUUUUUUAAAAAUUAUAAGAAUGAUAAGAAUGCUGCUUUUCUUCUGAUGGAAAGUGACAGGCUAAUUAUCAGUCUACCCAGAGUGAAGUGGACAGAAGUAGCACUGACAAUGGCAUCUCAGCUGCAAGAAGAAUGUAUUGCAUUUAUUAUAGAAAACUUCUCCAAGAUCAUUCAAAGUGAAAAUUUUGCUCUUCUCUUACAGUCACAAGCAAUGAGCAGCACAGCUGAUCUAUUGGACAAAAUUUUCAAAGCAAUUGAAGAAAACAUUACCACUGAGAAUAGCUGUUCUCUUUUUAUGGCUCUGGACAUGUUACUGAACUCUGACAGUACAAAGGAAAUGGGUUUUACGUGCAAGAUCCAGGCUCUGCGUGAUAAGCUGUGGAUCUUCCUGGUUCAGUCUUUCUAUGCUGUUCGUCACACAGAAAGCUGGAAGCUGAUGAGCACAGAUGAUCAACAGAAAAUCCAAGCAGCUGCAUUUGACAAAGGUGAUGAUCGAAGACUUGGCAAAAAGCCUGUAUUCAGUAGUUCUCAGCAAAGGAGACAAGUUUCUGACACUGGUGUUAUAAAAAACAAAUCUUGGAGAGGAAAUACCAAGAAGGAUUGUCGGAAUUAUCCCUCUACUAAGGAAAAGAUGAAAUCUGAUGGAUUAGGAACAUCUGGACAUUCAUCAAGUACUAAUAGAAGUACUGUAAAUAAAACUUUGAAACAGGACGAUUUAAAGGAAAAGGGUGGUACAAAAACAGCAUCUAAGGUUACAAAAGAACUUAAAACUGGGGGGAAGAAUGUUUCUGGAAAGGCCAAAGCUAUAAUAAAGUCCCAAACAGAAAACAGUGAUAAUGCUAAGUCAGCAAACACGUCGCCUAGACAAGCUGUGGAAAGAGCAGCAGCAGCGUCAGCAAAUGGACAGAAAAAUUCAUUAAAUGAAAAAGGAGUGAGAGGUCAGGAAGGGCACAUUACAGGUGCCAGACCCAAGGUACUCACUGGCAACUUAAAUGUGCAAGCCAAAGCAAAGCCUUUGAAGAAAGUGACAGGAAGAGAUUCUCCAUGCCUCAGCAUUGCAGGGCUUUCCAGCAGAUCGACCAAUUCAAGUAUGGAAUUACUGAUUUCCACUGAAUGUCUGUAUGAACCAAAAGAAAAUGGAUCAGUAGGAGAAGAGAGGCCUUCUGGUGAUAAACUGUCCUUUUGUGAAUCUCCAGGACAGACAGUGAAAAACAGUGUGGAAAGUAUCAAAACUACUGUAGUAAAAUCUCGACCUGUUUCAAAAGUUACCAAUGGAACUUCAAAUAAAAAAGGCACUCAAGAAGAAACUUAUAUAAAUAACAGUGUGCUAAAGAAGGUCACUAGCAAAGGAUACAGUGAUCCAGUACCACAGGCAAUUUUAAAGAAAAAAGGAAAUGGCAGUGGAUGUGCUACAGCUCAACAGAAGGCAAAAAAUGCCUCAUCUAGUCUUGUUAAGACUCAAGGAUCCCAAGGAGAGUCACCAAGUUCAGUAAAAUCUUCAGUCUCUUCAAGGCAGUCUGAUGAAAAUGUGACAAAAUUGGACCACAGUACAAGUACAGAUAAACAAACACCUAAGAAAAAAAUUGUCAAGCAAGGACACACACCUUUGCCUAAGGUUAAGGCAAAAAUAGCGGCAAUGCCUAAAAACUUAAAUCAGUCUAAGAAAAGUAAACCUUUGAGUAAUAAAGAUUCAAAACAAAAAACGCUUCCAGGACAGGUUAUAUCGAAAACUCAGCCUUCUUCUCAAAAACCUUUAAAAAGUGAAACAUGUGUUGUCCAAAAAAGUAUGCUUCAUGAUGUACAUGAUAAUAAUAACAAGGAUGAUAUUUCUGAACAGAAGCGUCCUGAACCUCUAAUUAAUCUCACAUCAGAAAUCAGUGGUAGAGAAGCAUUCCAGUCGUCAUGCAAACCUGACCCCCAAAAGCCAUUAAACAAUCAAGGGAAAGAAAAAUUAGUAUUAGAAUGCCAAAGUAUUUCAAAUCUGGAUAAAGCAAUAAAACAGGAACCGGAAUCAAAACUGAUUUGUUCAGAUAAAAGCAAAACAAAAUUUUCCAGCAAAGAAUCAGAUCAUCACAGCACAGCUAAAAUACACUGUCUUUCUGAUGGGAGUGAUAAUGCAGAUCCAAAAUGUUAUAGCACCACUGUCCUAAAAUCCAUGAUUUCAAAUCCCAGUGAAAACUCCUUGAACUCUAAUCCUGUUUGUGAUGUAGACUCAGCAAAUGCAGAGCAAAUCCAUUCAGUAUCAGACAGGGAAAAGCAAGGAGGGAAACAAGAUAUAAACAAAAAAUUAAACAUUAAAUGUGUCAAAGAUGUUUUACCAUGUGUUCCUGAAAGGACAAAUGGUACCUUAAAUUCUGUCCAAGAUGACAGAAAAUCUAAAAUUCAUGUAGAAGAACAGAAAAUUCAUAGUCACUUGCCUGAUGACUCUGCUAUGAGUGAAAUCAAGCAUGCUACAGCAGACUCAGAUACUUCCUCCAAGUGUGUUUUGGAACAAAUAUCAGGAAAAAAUUCUCCUAAAGAUAUGGAAACAACAGAAACUCCAGAGAACCAUGAAACUCCAGAAGUUCCAUUUAUGAGCCAUUGGAAUUUGAGUACCAGUGGUCUGCAUCAGGGAGAGAGUCCUGAAUCGGACACUGGCAGUGCUACCACAUCCUCUGAUGACAUAAAGCCCAGAUCCGAAGACUAUGAUGCUGGAGGGUCUCAGGAUGAUGAUGGGUCAAAUGACAGAGGUAUUUCUAAAUGUGGCACUAUGCUGUGCCAUGAUUUUCUUGGAAGAAGUAGCAGUGAUACCAGUACUCCUGAAGAAUUAAAAAUAUAUGAUAGUAAUUUAAGAAUUGAAGUGAAAAUGAAAAAGCAAAGUAGUAAUGAUCUUUUCCAAGUUAAUUCGACAAGUGAUGAUGAGAUUCCUAGGAAACGACCAGAAAUGUGGUCUCGAUCUACAGUAGUCCACCCUAGAGAAAAAGAAAAUAUUCUACGAGGCAGUGUCCAGUUUGCUCAAGAAGUAGAUCAAGUUUCUUCCUCAGCAGAUGAAACAGAAGAUGAAAGAUCUGAAGCUGAAAAUGUUGGAGAAAAUUUCCGUACAUCUAACUCAGCUCCUCAGCAGUUUCAGGGAAUAAUUAAUUUGGCUUUUGAAGAUGCAGCAGAAAAUGAAAGUCACGAGUUUACUGCAACUAAAAAUUUUAAAAGAUCAGUCUUACUUUCAGUAGAUGAAUGUGAAGAACUAGGAUCUGAUGAAGGGGAAGCCCAUACUCCCUUUCAGCCUUCUGUAGGUUCUCUUUCACCUUCUGAUGUUUUUGAUGGCAUUUCUCAUGAACAUCAUGGAAGGACCUGCUAUUCCAGGUACACACAAGGAAGUGAAGGUAGUAUUUUAGAAUGUAAACAAGAUAAAAGCAAUAGUGUAUAUAAAAACGAAAGCUCUCUCUUGGGUCCCAGUAGCACUGACUCCUCAAGAAAAGAUAAACAUUUGAGUGCUUCAGCCACAGGAAAAAAGUUCACAGUAGAUGUCCUGUCCAAAGGAGGCAGACAGCUUCUUCCAGAAGAUAAAAAAGUAAACAGUGGAAGAAAUGUGGAUAAUGACUUUCAGCAAUGCAGCAAACUCUCAGAUAAUGAUAUAAAAUCUCAAGAAAGACCAUGUCAUUUGGAGCUUCAUCAAAGAGAACCCAAUUCUGACAUACCAAAGAAUAGCUCUACAAAAUUUCUGGACUCCUGUCGGAGUCAACUUCUGCCUCAGGAAGGUCAAGUGAAAGAGAACCAUUCUACAGCUACCAAAAAAGCUAAUAUUGCUUUAUCUGCAGGAGACAUAGAUGAUUGUGACACACUGGCACAAACCUACAUGUAUGACCAUCGGCCUUCAAAAACCCUCUCUCCAAUAUAUGAGAUGGAUGUAAUAGAAGCAUUUGAGCAGAAAGUGGAAUCAGAGACACAUGUUACAGACAUGGAUUUUGAAGAUGAUCAGCACUUUGCAGAACAAGAUUGGACACUAUUAAAGCAACUGCUCUCUGAACAGGAUUCAAACUUAAAUAUUACGAAUUCUGUUCCUGAAGACUUAAAUUUAGCACAGUAUCUAAUCAAUCAGACACUACUUUUAGCACGAGACAGCUCAAAACCUCAGGGUAAAGCACAUGUUGACACUUUGAACAGAUGGAGUGAACUAACCUCUCCCCUUGAUGAUUCCUCAGCAAGCAUCACCAUGGCUAGUUUUUCCUCCGAAGAUUGUUCUCCCCAAGGGGAAUGGACAAUUCUGGAACUGGAAACUCAGCAUUAAGAGUAUUAACACUUUGGAAAAUUUUGAACUAUGCCACCACUUUAUUUUUUGAUGCUUAUAUUAUAUCCAAAUAAUAAUUGCAUUAGCCAGAGAUAGACUGUCCUUAAUAUUGAGGGAGUCUUUCCAAUUUAUUGAGGUAAACAUAAUUUGUUUAUUAAUAUAUCAUAUGUAGAAAAAAGGUGUUUUUCUAAAAUUUUUGAGCAUGUUUUAUUAAUUAUUAGAGAAAUUAGACUUAUAAAGAAGCCCUUCAGUUUUCCUUUCCUAACUGAUCAUUUGUUCACUUGUUUAUAAUUCAAGAAUUUAAAAUGUGAAUGCACAAGUAGAUCAGUCCCUUUACUUUUUGCUCUGCAUAUGGUAACAGUAAUUUAACAAUAAAAACUUAUUGUGCUUGU